Mercurialis annua (annual mercury) is the source of this 2352-nucleotide messenger RNA. RefSeq lists its product as uncharacterized. The transcript is spliced from 12 exons. The coding region runs from base 163 to 1803 and encodes 546 amino acids. NCBI's taxonomy places the organism in Eukaryota, Viridiplantae, Streptophyta, Magnoliopsida, Malpighiales, Euphorbiaceae. The record is from RefSeq and is a predicted model, not a curated record.
AAAAACAAAUUUAGGAAAAAAUUAGCAAAUCCGUAACAAAGAAUAAUUAAGAAAUUUCGAAACAAAAUUGCGAGGGACUGACUAUUCUCAUUACAUUCCCCUCCAUUUUUUUUCCUCGCUCCAAGAACAGUUUCUACGAAGAGAUUAGCCAACAAAACUUGAAUGGCCUUAGAAUCAAAAUCAAAUCCACUGGAACAAGAUCAAGAAGAAGAAGCUGACAACGACAAUGAUGCACCUUCUCUGUCACAUCACCCUUCUGCACCACCCGACGAGUUGUUUGACAUUUCAACUACGAUUGAUCCUAGUUAUAUUAUAUCUUUGAUAAGAAAACUUAUUCCGAAUGGUGCGAGUAAUGAUCAAAAUUCCUAUCAAGUUGAUGCUGGUGAUGCUGUCUAUGGCAAAGAGUCAAAUGCUGAUUACAUGGAAGAGUGCGGAAAUGAAGCUUCUCCAUAUAGAGAGCAAGCUCAAAAAUCAGUGGAAAAUGGGGCUGAAAAGAUGAAGUCGGUUGAUGAUGUUGAUAGUUCUUGCCAAGAUGGAGAAGAUGAAGAGUCACUUUGUAGACUGGAACAGCCUCAUAAUAUAGCUGGAGAAGAUGUUUGGGAAGAGUUUGGUUGUGUUUUGUGGGAUCUUGCUGCUAGUAGGACUCAUGCUGAACUAAUGGUGGAGAAUCUAAUACUUGAAGUGCUUUUGGCUCACCUAGGGAUUUCACAAUCAGUACGAAUUACAGAGAUCUGUCUUGGCAUCAUUGGAAACCUAGCCUGCCAUGAAGUUCCAAUGGAGCACAUAGUCUCAACAAACGGACUGAUUGAAAUAAUAGUUGAACAACUGUUUUUGGAUGACCCUCAAUGCUUGUGUGAAGCUUGCCGGCUAUUGACUUUGGGUCUUCAAGGUGACCAGUGUAAGACAUGGGCUGAGGCACUGCAGUCGGAACAUAUUCUGAGCCGUAUUAUAUGGGUUGCAGAAAAUACCUUGAAUCCUCAGCUUGUAGAGAAGAGUGUAGGAUUGUUAUUAGCUAUCCUUGAGAGUCAACAACAUGUUUCAGCUGUUCUUCUACCUUUUAUGAUGAAGCUUGGCUUGACAAGACUUAUGAUCAGCCUGUUGGCUUUUGAAAUGAGCACAUUAAGGUGUGAAAGAGUGCCUGAAAGGUAUUCUGUUCUUGAUGUGAUUCUCCGCACAAUUGAAGCUCUUUCUACUUUAGAUGGCCAUUCCCAAGAAAUCUGCUGCAAUGAAGAACUUUUUCAACUAGUUUGCGACCUGGUCAAACUGCCAGAUAAAGCAGAGGUUGCCAGUUCUUGUGCUACUGCCUCAGUUUUAAUAGCAAAUAUACUGUCUGAUGUACCUGAUCUUGCUUCAGAGGUGUCAUAUGAUUUGACCUUUUUACAGGGUUUGUUCGAUAUACUUCCUCUUGCCUCGGAUGAUUUGGAUGCAUGGAGGGCACUCUGGAGCAUUAUUGCUAGAUUACUGGUUCGAGUAAAGGAAAGUGAGAUGGACCUAUCGAGUUUACAUCAGUAUGUAUUGAUUUUAGUAAGCAAAGCUGAUGUGAUUGAAGAUGAUCUCCUUGACCAACAAUUAGAAAUGACCAAUGAAGAAUCUAGGACCUCAACCAGCUCUAAUGGAAAAUCAGAUGCUAGGAAUAUAGCUCUUCGAAGAAUAGUCAAUAUUUUAAAUCAGUGGAUCACAUCAAAAGGCCACAAGGAAGGUGAUGACAUGGAAGAACAUUAUGACAUUAAUGUAAAAGUUGGUGGAUUGAUGAAAAGCUGUCACAAACACAUUGAGCAUUCAGUGCUUAAAUCAGGCACCUAAUUCCUUACUCCAUAAUUUUUUUUAUCUAAUACGAUCCAGUACUGUGAACUGAUCUCAUAAUCGCCUUCCUCAUUGUUCUAUAUGCAACUUGUAGAAUUACCCAGUGGGAAUAUCAGGUUUCGAAUUUCAUUUAAAAGGAUUAGAGUACUUAUAUCUGUACGCUGGAUAGCUUAGCUUUCAAGAAAUUUCUCUAUUUCUGACGGGGAUCAAGGUAAAUCAGCUGAGAAAACGUCAAAAACCUAAUGCAACUCGAUCAGCUCAAUGCGCAUAUGCUAAAGAAGUUUGAGCCUCCAAAUUUUUGCAAGUAGCUAGGUUGUUACUGAACAUAACUUAUUAUGUAGUUUGUACAGAAGAUGCUAUAAACAAUUAAGAAAUGAACUAGACUGUUUGUAGGAGUGUUACCUAGUUGAGUCAACUUGUGGACUAUUCAUAAUAGAUCCAAGAAAGUACUCAAAAUUGGCUCGAUUUUAAUUGAGUUGAGCUUGAGUUCAAGAUGCUUGAUUUACUGACUUGCGAGUUUAAUUGAGCUUUGGUUAAUAUUUUUUUUCA